AUGAAGGUGGCGGUCAGGCAUCUGGCCGACUCUGGGAGGCUGCAUCGGCGAGGGAGAGAGGCGGGAGUGAGUCCCAGGGGAAUCUCACUUCGACGUGACUCCUUCUUCGUUGGCUACCAGAGGCGGCGGGCGAAGGAGAAGCGGCCUAGAGAAGGAGAGGCGGCGGGCGAAGGGGAGGCGACGUUCUGCUUCAGCUCUUCUGCGUCUGCGUGCAAAGAGGAAGGGGAAGGAGCAAACUGGCGAAGUAGGAAGGAGGCGCGACUUUUGGCGGGCUGA
Molecule: messenger RNA, 276 nt
Organism: Linum trigynum
Lineage: Eukaryota; Viridiplantae; Streptophyta; Magnoliopsida; Malpighiales; Linaceae
Source: the annotation of a GenBank genome assembly